Messenger RNA from Rhizophagus irregularis DAOM 181602=DAOM 197198, 670 nucleotides. The record is from RefSeq and is a predicted model, not a curated record. NCBI's taxonomy places the organism in Eukaryota, Fungi, Glomeromycota, Glomeromycetes, Glomerales, Glomeraceae.
AUGGAAAGAUCAGAUGUUUAUAAUAAAUAUUUUUGCAAGUAUCCAGUUAUCUUCCUAUCUCUCAAGGGCAAUAAUGAAAAUUUGGAGAAGGCCCUUCUUGUUGGUGUUUCUCGCGUUGCUAAGUCAGGAUAUUUAUCAGAGCUUAAUAAUUUGAAAGUAUUCCCAAUGCACCAUGAAGUAUUUGCAAAUUAUUUUGGAUUCACUGAAAAUGAAAUCUUUAUGCUUCUUCAACAUAAUGGUAAGGAAAAUCAGUUAGAUGAUGUCAGGCAAUGGUACAAUGGAUACCGAGCUGAAAAUAGUCUUAAUUUGUACAACCUAUGGUCAAUAAAUUCUUUUAUUAAUGAAGGAAAUUUGAAGGCACAUUGGAUUGAUACAGGAGAUACUAAAACGAUUAAGGAUUUGCUUUGGAACUCAACUGAAGAUUUUAAAAAUAAUACAUCAAUGUUACUCAAGGGUUAUGCAAUCAAUGUAAGGAUUAUGGAAGAUAUGGACUAUAAUAUGCUAGCUCAAAAAUCAAAUAUAGACAAUGUACUUUGGACCUUACUCUACUAUGCGGGUUAUCUUACCAAAGAUAAAAAUGACAAUCUAUGCAUUCCAAACAUGGAAGUUUCUACAGAAUAGCAGGAAUGACUGACAAAUUGCAAUUCAUUUGAAUUGGAUUCAAUGCUAA